AUGUCACCAGCAGUCUUCAAGCUAUCACCAGGGGUACAGUCAUAUGACUGGGGCAAGAAGGGUUCCGCUUCUUUGGCGGCUCAGUUUGGAAAGACUUGCGUCGAGGGCUUUCAGAUUGAUGAGGACAAGACAUAUGCCGAGCUAUGGAUGGGUACUCACCCCACUCUCCCCUCCAAGCUCACCUCCGACUCAUCCCUGUUAUCCGAACACAUCAAAUCAAACUCAGCACUAGUAGGAGACAAAGUCAUCAACAAGUUCCAGGAUUCGAAAGAAGGCAACCUACCUUUUAUGUUCAAGGUGUUGAGUAUUGGAACUGCUCUCAGUAUCCAGGCUCAUCCUGAUAAGAAGCUGGCGAAGAGGUUGUUUGAUGAGAGGCCAAAUGUCUACAAGGAUCCCAACCACAAACCAGAAAUGGCCAUCGCUCUCACUCCAUUCCUAGCAUUCCUUAACUUCCUGCCACUACCCAAUCUCCUGCUCAACCUGCUCGUCGUACCCGAACUUAAACCCAUCAUAUCCUCUAAACUGAUCGAGUCACUCGCAUCUUCUGUUGGUUUACCUACCAAUCCACCGUUCGACGUGUCGACAUAUCGACAAACACCUUGCUCGCCCACAGAUGAGAACAAGCAGAUCCUUAAACAGAUCUUCGAUGCUCUCAUGUCUGCCGACACAGAUACUGUAACCACCGCUGUACGUGCAUUGAUAGAACGAUAUAAGAAGGGCGAGAAGAUUGAGGAAGCGGAAAAGAGCGUGGUGGACUUGGCUUUGAUGUUGAAUGACCAGUAUCCUGACGAUGUUGGAGUGUUAUGUGUUUUCUUCCUGAAUGUUGUGGAACUGAAGAAGGGGGAGGCGGCUUUCCUGGAAGCUAAUUCUCCUCAUGCUUACAUCAAGGGAGACAUCAUCGAAUGUAUGGCCACGUCCGACAACGUCGUUCGAGCAGGUCUCACACCGAAACUACGUGAUGUACCCACUUUGGUCGAAAUGUUGACCUACGAAUCUGGACCAGGUGAUCAACAAUUACUUCAACCUACAACCUUUGGUUCUCAGGAUCAAGCUACCAAACUGUAUGAUCCGCCGAUCGAAGAAUUCUCGGUGUUACGUGUAGAACUCCCUUCAGGAGGCAAGACCUCGCAUAGAAAGAUUGAAGGACCGUCCAUCGCUGUUGUCACUCAGGGUAGUGGGUCGAUCGUCAACGGUGAUGACAAGGUAGAAUUCGAAAGGGGUAAUGUUAUCUUUAUUGGUGCGAAUGAAGAAGUCACUUGGGAAGCUACAAAGGAUUUAGAGGUUUUCAGAGCUUACGUAGAAGCGUAG
Molecule: messenger RNA, 1308 nt
Organism: Kwoniella botswanensis
Lineage: Eukaryota; Fungi; Basidiomycota; Tremellomycetes; Tremellales; Cryptococcaceae
Product: mannose-6-phosphate isomerase
Exons: 4
Coding region: 1-1308 (435 amino acids)
Biological process (GO): GDP-mannose biosynthetic process; carbohydrate metabolic process
Cellular component (GO): cytosol
Molecular function (GO): mannose-6-phosphate isomerase activity; zinc ion binding
Source: RefSeq, a predicted model, not a curated record